Microplitis mediator is the source of this 699-nucleotide messenger RNA. RefSeq names its product ribonuclease H1-like. The transcript has a single exon. NCBI's taxonomy places the organism in Eukaryota, Metazoa, Arthropoda, Insecta, Hymenoptera, Braconidae. Bases 1 to 699 code for a protein of 232 amino acids. Gene Ontology annotation, biological process: DNA replication, removal of RNA primer. The record is from RefSeq and is a predicted model, not a curated record. Gene Ontology annotation, molecular function: nucleic acid binding; RNA-DNA hybrid ribonuclease activity; magnesium ion binding.
AUGAAUCUUUAUCUUGUCAUCAAUGGGCAUAAGCCCGGUUUAUAUCAAACCUGGAAGGAGUGUCACGAACAAAUAGCUGCAUACCCGAACCCCAUCUUCAGGUUAGUCCAUUCGCAGGAGGAAAUGGACCAGUGUCUACAGAGCUGGCAUGAUAUAGUGAGUUCAUCCAAAAGAGAUGCAGACGUAAUAUUUGAAAGGAACGGCGACGGAAGAAUCCAAAUCUACACCGAUGGAUCUUGCUUUGGAAACGGGACAACGAAACCAGCUGCAGGACUUGGAGUUUACUUUGGACCGAAUCAUCCCAAAAAUCUGUCUCUGCCUUGUGUUAAUAGGAAUACUAAUAAUGGGGCAGAACUAGAGGCAAUACUACAAGCAAUAGAAAUCAUUAUAGAACUCAACUUGAUCAAAAUUGAUAUCCAUACAGAUUCAGAAUUCCUAUGCAAUAGUUUAAAUUUAUGGUACGACGAUUGGGAAGGAAGAAACUGGUUAACAUCGACAGGUAAACCCGUCACGUACAAGAAUGAAAUGAUUCAUAUAAAGCAGCUCAUGAAAACUCGGGAUAUUCGUAUCCUUCACGUUCCAAGCCAUCAAGGAGUUUUCGGAAACGAGCAAGCAGACCAACUGGCUCGCGAAGGAGCAAGAAGAUCGAGCGCAAUCCAUCAGGGUUCGAGUCAUCGUAACCAGUCGUCCAUCAACUGA